Messenger RNA from Carlito syrichta (Philippine tarsier), 960 nucleotides. It is a transcript of the gene TFAP2E, whose product is annotated as transcription factor AP-2 epsilon. Gene Ontology annotation, molecular function: DNA-binding transcription factor activity, RNA polymerase II-specific; RNA polymerase II transcription regulatory region sequence-specific DNA binding. Lineage: Eukaryota; Metazoa; Chordata; Mammalia; Primates; Tarsiidae. Gene Ontology annotation, biological process: anatomical structure development; regulation of cell population proliferation; regulation of transcription by RNA polymerase II. The transcript is spliced from 6 exons. Gene Ontology annotation, cellular component: nucleus. The record is from RefSeq and is a predicted model, not a curated record. Bases 1 to 960 code for a protein of 319 amino acids.
AUGGAACUCGGGCCCCAGAAAGCGGGAAGGACGGCGCCUGGAACCUCGCGAGCGGCGGAGGAUGUUUUCCGGCUGGGGUCCGUUCAGCUGCCAGCUGAUCACCUAACGCGCCCCUCUCCGUCCCCAGGAGCGCCCCGACGGGCCAUGGACGAGCCAGGAAUGAGCCUCUUGGACCAGUCGGUGAUCAAGAAAGUGCCCAUCCCUUCCAAAGCCAGCAGCCUCUCGGCCCUCUCCUUGGCCAAAGACAGCCUGGUCGGCGGCAUCACAAACCCUGGUGAGGUCUUCUGCUCUGUGCCCGGCCGGCUCUCGCUGCUCAGCUCGACGUCCAAGUACAAGGUGACGGUGGGGGAGGUGCAGCGGCGACUCUCACCUCCCGAGUGCCUCAAUGCCUCCCUCCUGGGAGGCGUCCUCCGCAGGGCCAAGUCCAAAAAUGGAGGCCGAUGCCUGCGGGAACGGCUAGAGAAGAUUGGACUCAACCUGCCAGCUGGCCGUCGCAAGGCUGCCAAUGUGACGCUGCUGACUUCACUGGUGGAGGGAGAGGCUGUGCACCUGGCCCGAGACUUCGGUUACGUCUGUGAGACUGAGUUCCCAGCCAAGGCAGCCGCAGAGUACCUGUGUCGACAACACGCUGACCCUGGGGAACUGCACAGCCGCAAGAGCAUGCUGCUGGCUGCCAAGCAGAUCUGCAAGGAGUUUGCAGACUUGAUGGCUCAGGACCGCUCACCUCUGGGCAACAGCCGGCCAGCACUCAUCCUGGAGCCCGGAGUGCAGAGUUGCCUGACACACUUUAGCCUCAUCACCCAUGGCUUUGGCGGGCCUGCCAUCUGUGCUGCCCUCACUGCCUUCCAGAACUACUUGCUGGAGUCACUCAAAGGGCUGGACAAGAUGUUUCUAAGCAGUGCAGGCACCGGGCAUGGUGAAACCAAGGCUUCGGAGAAGGAUUCCAAGCAUCGGAAAUAA